AUGUGGCUAGUGGUGGGGGUGUCUGGGGUGACGUGUGGCGGGAAGUCGUCGCUCGCACGCGCCCUGCAGAAGGCGUUUCCCGGCGCUGUGCUGGUCAACCAGGAUGAUUACUUCCUUCCGGUCGACAGCCCCCUGCAUGUCCGGGCCCCAGGGCUGGACCACCACAAUUGGGAAGUCCUCUCCAGUUUAGACAUGGAGCGGAUGGAAGCAGCUGUGAAGGACAUCAUCUCGCAAGAAACAGCAUGCCUCAGGAUCCUGAUCGUAGAAGGGUUUCUGAUAUUCAACCACGAGGCCAUGUCCAAGCUGUGCGAUCGCAAGUACUACCUGACACUACCGAGAGAAGAGACCUGGGCACGUCGCAGUGCCCGAGUAUAUGACCCCCCUGACCCUCCGGGCUACUUCGACAAGUGUGUAUGGCCGGAGUACGAGUGCCACAGGAACCAAGUGCUUGAGCGUGUGUCGGACAUUGUGCUACUCGAUGGCAGAAAGAGCCUGGCCGACACGAUACAGCGAGUGAUUUCAGACCUUCUCAGCACGGUCGAUCAAGCCACCGCUGGUGGUGAUUCAUUGUAAUGAUAAGUCAUUGUACAUCAAUUUUAAGGAUAGCAUGUAUAGUUCAGCAAGAUAUUUCCGGGCUUAAAGCUGUGCUAAGUAUUACUGCGCAUUAUACAGGGCAAAUACUUAACAUGGGAUUGUGUUAAAUGACUACUUAAUAACAUUAUUGUUAAAGCACCAAGUUUGUUAAAUUAAGUAUGAAUAGAAAAUAAAAUGGUUAAAGGUC
Messenger RNA from Bacillus rossius redtenbacheri, 781 nucleotides. RefSeq names its product nicotinamide riboside kinase 1. Gene Ontology annotation, cellular component: cytoplasm. The transcript has a single exon. Gene Ontology annotation, molecular function: ribosylnicotinamide kinase activity. The record is from RefSeq and is a predicted model, not a curated record. Lineage: Eukaryota; Metazoa; Arthropoda; Insecta; Phasmatodea; Bacillidae. Bases 1 to 573 code for a protein of 190 amino acids.